Molecule: messenger RNA, 4253 nt
Organism: Malania oleifera
Lineage: Eukaryota; Viridiplantae; Streptophyta; Magnoliopsida; Santalales; Ximeniaceae
Product: zinc finger CCCH domain-containing protein 34-like
Exons: 3
Coding region: 177-1799 (540 amino acids)
Molecular function (GO): metal ion binding
Source: RefSeq, a predicted model, not a curated record
GGAACUGCCAAAGGACUAUAAAACCCAAGCGCACAAUAACUCUUCCCUCACGCUCCCUUCCACUCUCUGUCGUCGAUUGGUCGCUCUGCCGCGCCAUGCGAGCAAACCCAAGCAUUCAUGGUGACUUCUUGAUCUCCAUCUAGAAAACGCCCCCUGUGCGCAUUCCUCCGUCGAAUAUGGAGGAUGAGUUGCAGAAACGGAACACGGACUGCGUAUAUUUCUUGGCGUCACCCCUUACUUGCAAGAAGGGUAUUGAUUGUGAGUAUCGGCACAGUGACAUAGCGAGGCUUAACCCGAGGGAUUGCUGGUAUUGGUUGGCAGGGAACUGCCUUAAUCCAACAUGUGCUUUUCGACAUCCUCCAUUGGAUGGGCACAGUGAAGGGUCGCUUGAAUCUGCUGCCGCUCCUUCGCAACAAUCCUCUGCAACCACUAACAAGACCAAUGUUCCCUGUUACUUUUACUUCAACGGAUUUUGCAAUAAAGGCGACCAAUGCUCUUUUUUGCACGGACCAGAUGGUAGUACUGCUUGGAAAUCGGUAAAAACUACAUCUGCAGGUGCUGAUGCACCAUCCUUAGACAACAAGACAUCUGUAGGAAGUGACAUCCGUCAUGUACCAAAUGAAACACAUCCUAAUCUAUCUGAGACUGCUCAAAAGGCAGCAUCGGAAAUUCAGUUUCAGCCUAAUGAUGUUCACCAGAAAUCAGUGCCUAAUAAAGUUGUGAAGCAAAGUGCCUAUCCUCAGACAUCAGUAUCUGAGUCUGAGGAAGCUGCACCAAUAAAGUCAGAAUCCUUGCCUCCAGAAGGAGGAUUGAUUGAAAGCGGAUCACUAAUUUGCUCAGAUCAGAGUUCAGAUGAGCAAGUGGAUGGCCAUGUUGAGCCAGAGGAGAGGUGGGAAUCAUCUCCAGGUUUUGAUGUCCUUGUGGAUAAUAGAUCAGACGAUAUGGGUUAUCAGGAUGAUCCAGAGUACGCUGUAGCACUUGAGAGGGAGGGAAGGGAGGUCAAUGACCACUUCUUGAGGUAUGAUUUUGAAGAUCGGGUCGAGUAUGAUUCCAUAUAUUCGGAUGCAGAAAUUUUGUGUGAGCACAGGAUAUAUGAUUCUUAUGACCGUUUGGACUAUGAUCAUAGAUCUGAAUAUGGCCAAGUUCCCAGGCGCAUGAGGCAGAGAAUAGCAGAUCCUAUAUUGUCUCGAAAGAGAAAAUUAUUGCCAGUGGGAAUGGCUGAGAAUGGCCGGAAUGGUGUAGAUCUUCGAGAGCAUCUCAGGAAACACAGGAUGAUUGAUGGUCAUCCGGUUAACCGUUUCUCUAGGAGGAACGACUCACCUCGUCUUAUUGGUCGAAAUCGGGAGAGAUCUCGAAGGCAUGGUGCAGGUCAGCGGCUGCAUGGAAGAUUAGCUUCAGAAGUAGGAAGAAACAUGAUUGGAUCAUUUGGUGAGAAGGAAUCUGUUUCAAAUGGUGUCAACCGGCAAGACCGGCUAAGGCGCUUGCGACUGAAUAGGCCCAGGCACCAUUUUGAGGAAAAGAGGCAGGCUAAGAUGCAGUUUGUUCCAUCAGAAGUUUCAAGGGAACCACCCACAAGGGAAAGGAGAUACACUUCAGAAUCCUCUUCAUUUACCGGACCCAAGUCCCUUGCCCAGAUCAAAGAAGAGAAGAGAAAAGCUAUGGAAAGUGGGGAUUGCUUUGGUGUAAGGGCGGAUCCAAGCAGAAUGUCUGUAGCCGACUUCCAGGGUCCCAAACCUUUGAGUGAAAUCCUCAAGGAAAAAGGGAAGCUGGGUUUGGAUGAGGAAGACAACAUUUGUUGAAGCUGAAAAAACAAUCAUAUUGCACAAAGCUGAAAAAGACAUGACCACCUAGCAUGCUCUCUUGAUCGUGAACUUGUCUGCUGGGAUCUUUCAUUUCUUUUAGUAGGUGAAGAUAGUUUUCUUUUUUCCUCUUCUUUUUAAAUUUCAUUAGUCGGUUAAGAUAAUAGGGCCCAUCGGGCCCUCGAGAAGGAGCCCAUCAGCACGUGCUAAAAAUCCUUUCAAGAUCCCUUCUAUUAGCAUCCAAACAACCUAAUUUGUGAAUGCGAGACUUUAACUUGGACCAGGCAGCGUACUGGCACCUGCAUAUAUAGAUUUUCUCAGAGGUGAUUGAGAGCUUUGUCUUGAUUUCCUGUAUAGUUGUUUUUGACUGCUCACUUCUAGUUAGCGCAUUUUGUAUGAAAAAGAAACUCUGGGUAAAAGCUGUUGAUGGCUCCAUGGUUUUUGUUCUGGCUAGCAGUUCUGGUAUCUUCAAGUAUCAACGCCCCGCCAACUGAGCUUAUUAUCAAAAGUUUUUUUGAGGGACAUAUUAUCAGUUAUAUUUUACCAAUUUCCCAGUGAUAAACUUUGUGUUAGUCUGCUGGAAACUCUCUGCUUCAAGAAAUUGCUUUUAAUUGUUGGUGUUAGAUAAAUGGUGCAGUGGCAGCAGUACCUUGUAUAAUAUAUAUAUAUAUAUAUUUCCUUCUUUGGAGCUAAACCAAUUUAUCAACUUCAGUAGCAUACGAAUUAACAAGUGAUGCUCAGAGGAUGAUCCCACGUGGUGAGGGUUGCCGAACACUUUAUUUUCGUAAAUUUGUGUGCACAAACAUUGUUUUGAAAAUAUAUAUAUAUAUAUAUAUAUAUAUAUAUAUAUAUAUAUAUAUAUAAAUAAAGAAACAUUACUCUUUUCUCUUACCAUUAUUUUUAAGAUAUUUGAGGUAAGGAGUCUGAAGAUGUGCUACGGUAUUUAACCAUAAUUCUAAUUGCUUCAAGUGGGAUCUGGUUCUAUGUUCACCCUAUUGAAAACUAUUUUUGGUCUGGAGAAUGGUCCAACUCAAUUACACAGAAUGAUUACCACUUUUGUUAUCAAAUGAUUGCUAAUGAUGGGCAUAAGCCCUGUUUACCCCAUCAUGCUCCCUUUUGAGCGUUCGCAUCACUGUGUGCUAACCAGCUUAACUAUACCUAGUUCAGGUGCGUAGGGCCAACCCUAACACAUGGAAAAUUAUAGGAAUUAAGGCUCUUUUGCCUCCUGAAUUGUUUGGGUUUUGGGCUUAAAAGGAAUUUUGAUACCUUUAUAUAUAUAUAUAUAAGAAAUUGAUCUGCUGUUAUAAUUUCAGCCUUUAGGGAUAAGUCGCCCUCCCUAUGUUUUAGGUGGUGUUAACAAUCCAUUUGUAUUCCCUCUUAUGAUUAGGUUUGUUUGGGUUUAGUAAAAAUCAAAUUUUAAAAUCAAGUAAUCAACAGUUCCUUUCUAUUCCUAAAGUUGUCCAUAAUAAUAACUCUUUUUUUUAGAGAGAGAGAGAGAGAGAGAGAGAAGGAUUGUGGAACUACUAAUUUGAUGUUACUUUUGAAGUUAAUGGCAUGAAUGCAAUGUCAAUAACUUUACAAAAUCACAGGCUGUAAUGAGGCGGCAGGUAGCAGCGAGAACAGGGAGUUGAAGACUGUUAAAUUAAAAAUGUAGUGGGGAGGAUUUUGUAAUUUGGCUUCUCAACCAUGCUGGUGUUUUGUUUCUAUUCUAUAUACAUACAUGAUAAAUUAUUGAUAAUUCUCCCCUCUUUUUCAUUUGUCAUUUUCAUCUCCGUCUCUCUCUCUCUCUCUCUCUCUCUAUACUUGUAAGAAAAAUUCCAAACUACGCCACGCACAGACACAGAGCAGCUGGACUUCAUUGAGAGAGAGAGAGAGAGAGGAUGGCAGGUCUGCAAAGGUCUGAAAUAUCCUUCAGAAGACAAGGAUCAUCAGGCUUGGUGUGGGAUGACAAGUCCUUCUUAUCUGGGGAAUUGAUUGCACAAGAGCAAGAUCAGGAGAAGCCAAAAGCAGAGCAGCACCGACAAGAGGAAGCAACACAGAUUAAUGCAAAACCCAGAGAGCCAAGCUCAUCCCGGAGCGCCGUAAUCAGAUCCGCCGCCGCAUAUCGGACGGUGAAGGGGCCUCCGGCAGCCACCGACCCUCCUUCCCCAAAGCUCUCUGGUUGCGGCUUCUGUGCCAUUUUUGGGAAACCAGUUCAACCCAAAGCCACCCAAGCUCAUCCCCACUCCUAGUGCUCUCAUUAAUUAACUUGUACAUGUUCUUUCAGUACGUAAAUUGCUAGACACAGUUUCAGGUGAUCAUCUUCAUUAUAUCUCUGUUUCAUAUAUACAUCUGUGUGCGCGCGCCUGUGCUUCUGUCUUUUGUUUGGAUUCUCUCUUUUUUGAUCUCCCAAGAAAAAAUUAGAUAGAAAAUGAGUUGUAUGUAUAGCAAAAGCAAGUUCUUUUCUCGAUUUCA